Molecule: messenger RNA, 2461 nt
Organism: Paramisgurnus dabryanus
Lineage: Eukaryota; Metazoa; Chordata; Actinopteri; Cypriniformes; Cobitidae
Gene: dele1
Product: DAP3 binding cell death enhancer 1
Biological process (GO): extrinsic apoptotic signaling pathway via death domain receptors
Cellular component (GO): mitochondrion
Molecular function (GO): protein binding
Source: RefSeq, a predicted model, not a curated record
UUUCCGACGGGCGUCCUUUGCCGCUGUCUCGUGACUGUCAGUGAGCAACAUGUCGUGAGUUUAUAAUUUCAUAAACUCACCGACAAGACUCAUUUUGCGCAAAACUACAAAAACAACAGUAGGAGCAGCGAGAGUCAUGUGGAGGAUUCAGAGUUUAGUGGGCAGAGUCUUGAGCCGUUGUCAUGGAAAUGCUCAGCUGCGUCUCUCACAGGGUCAUUCUCACGUGGAGGAUGAGGUGGUCAACACAUCCAUCCUCACCGGUGGACGGCACGCAAGUGACAGCAGUUCUCAGAAAGAAGAAGAUCAUCAGAAAAAGAAUCGAACAUCUCAGUUCUGCUACACUGGACUGCCAAGAUACACAGCUGUAGAUGCAGUUGGCUGGGGAGUGGCUGCUGUUCUGCUUAUGCAGGCCUUUCGCAGGAUUCACUCCCAGUUCUCUUCUCAUCUGGAUCAGAAUCCUGGACCGCCUCAGCUCCAAGACACCGGGUUUAUACGCAGAUGCACCUACAAGUAUCUAAUUGACAUCUUUGCGACGCAGAAUGUUUUGCCCAGCGGUGUGACGGGGAGAUGCCUGCGAGGGGCGCUACAGACUCCAGAACAGAGUUCAAGCAGCACUGAUAGUAGUCAUGGUAGCAGUGAUGACACUGGUGAUCUGACCUCUGACCAGCAGGGGGAGACAGUGAGCAGUCUCUCACACUCAGAUGAAGCAUUUUUUGCUGAACAGCCAAGUCCAAAGGAACCUCUUUCACCAGAUGAAGCAGCGCAGAAUUUUAAAUGCGUGGCUGAUGGCAGCGUACCUGUAAUCCUCAACAUCAUUGGUCUGGAGAACGCUAAAGCAGGAGAUUGCGAAAGUGCUUUCUUGUGUUUUCUGGCAUCAGCCCAACACAACUACAGUAAAGCUCAGUUUAAUGUAGGAGUUUGUUACGAGAAGGGUCACGGCGUACAGCGAGAUCACAAUAAGGCUGUGCAGCAUUACAGACAAGCAGCAGCUGCUGGGCACCAUCAGGCUCAGUAUCGCUGUGCUAAACUGCUCUUGAACAGCAGAGGGCAGCAGUGCUCAGAUAAAGACAGAGAAGCAGCGUUGUCAUACCUGCACACAGCUGCAGAUGCAGGACUCACACAGGCUCAGGUGUAUCUGGGUGUAGUGAUGUCAGAGUUUGAUGAGAGGAAGGCUGUACAUUAUUUCAGAAAGGCAGCUCACAGUGGGGACAGCAGAGCUCUUCUGUUCCUGGCUCAGUGUUAUGAAACAGGCUUUGGUGUAUCUCCGUGUGUCAGUACUGCAGUCUCGCUGUAUCAACAGGCCGCAGUCAGAGGAAACAAACAGGCCAGAGAUAUACUGAGAGACAGACACAGCAGAGAAGUGCUGCGCUCUAUCCGAUCUGCUCCUUGCUUCUCUGCGAUUGGUCAGCCGAACCUAAACUCUGUGUUUCCUCAAGUAUCUGGAGAUGUGAGGCCACACCCCCAGCAGCAAUCUGAUUGGCCAACACAGCCACUUCCCCAGUCCUGGAGUACAGGCAGUUUGAUGGCAUUGUCUUCAGUAACACUGAAUAAUGACGACACUAGUCGUAAAUUCUGGACACUAGGUGUGCGCUAACACACACACGCACACAAAUAUCCACACAUUUACAAGUGCCAUAUUUAAAUCCCAGUGAUUUAUUUGUAAUGGACUACUGGUCAGAUCUGUCCUUAAGCUAACACGCACGCAUGCACACAAACACACAAAUAUACACACAUUUACCAGUGCUGUAUUUAAAUCCCAGUGAUUCAUUUGUAAUGGACCGCUGGUCAGAUAUGUCCUUUAGCUAACACACACAGACACACACAUACAUAGAUUUAUACAACCUUGUAACGCACCCUCUGCAGGUAAACACUUGUAAUGAUGGUAAAGUUUACAUGGUUGUUAAAUGUAGCAGAGGAAUGUCAUGGGAAAGCUCGAAAACACUAUUAAGUGAUAAUGCCAUUGAUGCACAUGCCAGAAUGAAUGUAUUUUUUAGAAGUGGGAAUCCUUUUGUAAUAUAUUUUGGUUUGUUUAUCAUUAUUUGUAUAUGUGUCAGGCUGUGAAGAGAGAAUGGAUUUAGUGAAAUCAAGUUUUACCUGAAAGCAUCUUGCAUUCAGUGCUGUUUGUAAGAAAACAUGGAAUUGUUCCUCGAUUUAUAGCAAUUUACAGCUUAUUCAUUUGCAUCUGCCCAAAGUUAUAUUUGGAACAGGGUUUAAAUGAGAAAAAUAUGCUUUAUUUGGGUCAUGUAUACAGUAUGUGUACACAAAACAAUACUGAAUGCGCACUUCAUGCAAGCCAUCAUUAAAAUGUCACGAAACUGCAAAACACAGUGUUUGUAAAACAUCUCAUCUCAACUGUUUAUUUGAUGUUGUCUGUUUAGCACAUCAAGGUUUGUUAAAAGUAAUGUUAUUUUCUGUGUAACGCACAACUGUAUUUCAAAUUAAAAGUGCUUUUAUUUUUUAA